AUGAUUCUCACGCGUGCACUCGUGCUUUUUGUUCUGCCGCUACUUGUGGUUGGCGAGCAGUUUGAGAUCCCUGCGGUGGAGGCCAUCGUCAAUAAAGUGCUCCAUAACUAUUCCAAGUGGGUGCACUUUGAAGGUCACUCAAGCCAUUCCGAUGUUGCAAAGCGGUCUGCUGCCACCACCGUCGCGAAGCGUGGAUUAGCGUACAAUAACAACAACCCCGACAACAAUGCCGCUUAUGCAAAUCUCUUCGCGGGGUACCCUAAGAUCUCGUGGGGUUAUGAUUGGGGAUAUCCAUCCUGGGGUCUAGAAUCGGACUUUGAAUUUGUUCCCAUGCUUUGGGGCCUCCCCAGCGGUUCUGACCCCGACUGGACUGCCGCGGUCGAAACUGCAGGCACCUUAAACAUUCUCGGCUUCAAUGAGCCAGACCUGACUUAUUCGGGCUCUGCUAAUAUUCUACCUGCUAAUGCAGCUGCGGGAUAUCAGACAUAUAUGGAGCCUUUUGCCGGGAAAGUCAAGAUCGGCAUGCCGAAUGUUCUAUGGAACAAUGUCGGCUCUUCCUCCGGAGGUAACUAUGACUCGACCCAAUGGACGCAGUAUUUCUUGCAAAACUGCACUGGAUGCCACUUCGACUUUGCUGCUAUUCACUGGUACCAAGACUGCGACCCGGGCAAUGGACAGAGUGGUGCCGACUGGUUCCAGGGCAACGUUACAGACGCAUAUCAGACGCUGAAUCUGCCAGUCUGGAUUACAGAAUUUGAGUGUUAUGGGUCGAAUGCGCAGCAGGUAGAGUUCUUGCAGCAGGUACUGCCAUGGUUGGAUGAGCAAAGUUAUGUAGAGCGAUAUGCAUACUUUGGAGUGUUUCCCGAUUAUCUGGUGAAUGACGCAGGCAAUGGGCUCUCAGAUAUUGGGGUGGCGUAUGCAACGACGUGA
Messenger RNA from Penicillium atrosanguineum, 930 nucleotides. Its product is annotated as glycoside hydrolase family 128 protein. Gene Ontology annotation, biological process: fungal-type cell wall polysaccharide metabolic process. Lineage: Eukaryota; Fungi; Ascomycota; Eurotiomycetes; Eurotiales; Aspergillaceae. The record is from RefSeq and is a predicted model, not a curated record. Gene Ontology annotation, cellular component: fungal-type cell wall. Bases 1 to 930 code for a protein of 309 amino acids. The transcript has 2 exons.